AACAAUUAAGUUUUACGAAGUCAAAGAAAAAUAAGAGCAUAAAAGAAGAAGAGCAAGAAUCUUGAUGAGUCCUGUUCAUAAGUGGUUGUAGCAAUCACAUGUCUAGAAAUAAGGAGAUGUUUGUGAAUCUUGAUGAGUCCUAUUCAUCGAAAGUUAAGCUUGGUGAUGAAAAAUCUCUCAAAAUUGAUGGUAAAGGAGCAGUAGCAUUUCAAGCAAGAAAAGGUACAUCUUAUAUUAUCAAUGAUGUGUUUCAUGUGCCAAACUUGACCUAGAACUUGUUGAGUGUUGGCCAGCUGCUGCAGAAAAAUUACAAAGUGGAGUUUAACAAUGAAAAUUGCUUUAUCGUUGAUAAGGUGAAAAAUCUUACAAUAGCUCAAAUUAAGAUGAGUUCAAAGUAUAGCAGGUGACGAUCAUAAAAUUUGGCAUUUCUGCUACGGGCAUUUGAGCUACAAAGGCAUGAAUUUGUUGAAAAAGAAGAACAUAGUGUGUGGGCUUCCUCAUAUGCUUGAGCAAGACAGUCCGUGUGAAGGAUGUAUCAUGGGCAAAAUGCAUCGUCUACUUUUUUCGAAGACUUCUUACAGAGCCAAAACUAGCCAAAACUCCCCUGGAGAUAGUCCAUGCCGAUAUUUGUGGACCAACACAGACCCCAUCUCUCAACAAUAAUAGGUAUUUUUUGUUAUUUGUUGAUGAUUAUACUCGGAUGAUGUGGGUCUAUAUUUUGAAGCAGAAAUCUGAAGCAUAUUCAAAAAAUUUGGAGUUCAAAUCAACAACAACAACAACAACAACAUCCAAGCCUUAAUCCCAAAGGAAUUUGGGGUCGGGUAACAUGAAUCGAUCUAUGAUAUCGAUGCCAAAAAGAGAAGACAGACAAGAAAGGGAAGGAAAAAAAGUAAGAUAAAAUGAAUAAAAUAAAGAUAAAUAAAUAUAAGAUAACAAUAACACAAGAAUAUAAGAAAGAUAACAGAUAAAAAAUAAAAUAGCAUAAAAAAGCUAGAAGAUAAAAAUAACAUAAGAAUAUAAAAAGAUAAGGAAGAUAAACAAUAAAAGAAAAAAGAGGGGAAAGGUAGAAAAGACAUCAAUCGUCCACACGGAUGUGCGUCCUCCACUUUUCUCUCUUCAAAGCCAUACUCUCAUCCGAACCAAGAAGACGCAUAUAAGUUCUGAUUCCUCUAAUCCAAGUCUGUUUGGGUCUUCCCCUCCCUCUCUUCUCUGCCUUUUCUCCCCACCCCUCAAGUCGUCUAACAGGUGCAUCACUCGGUCUUCUACGCACAUGCCCAAACCACCGCAAACGAGACUCCUACAUCUUAUCUUCUAUAGGUGCUACUCCCACCUUUUGUGUGAUUACCUCAUUCCUCAAGCGGUCUUUUCUGGUAUGUCCACACAUCCAACGCAGCAUACGCAUCUCUGCCACACUCAUCUUUUGAAUGUGACAUUGCUUCACCGCCCAACACUCUACGCCAUACAUUAAUGCCGGCCUAAUUGUUGUACGAUAAAAUUUACCUUUCGGUCUAGUCGUCAUACCUCGAUCGCAUAGAAAUCGUGAACACCAUAUGAAGCAUGGUAUAAAGAAAACCUCAGGUACACCAUUUCAAAAAAAUGGUUGCAUUGAUUACUCUCACAUCACGUCGCAGCUAAGAGAAAAAUUUGAUGAAAAAGGAGAAAAUCUUAUCUUCGUUGGGUACAGUGAUGAGUCAAAAGGAUAUCGUCUCUUAGAUCCAAAAACAAACAAACUCACAAUUUCUCGAGAUGUUACUUUUGAUGAAAAAGCAGUUUGGAAUGGGAAGAAUGACCAGCAUGCAUAUGUUACUCAUCCUCCACCAUUAUUAAGUACAAGUGAUCAACCAAGCGCAAGUGAGAAUCCAUGUGUUGGUUCACCCGAACAUGAUCAAAUCCAUUGCGAGUCGGAAAGCCCAGUUCAAAAGGUACGUAGUCUGGCUGAUAUAUAUAAUUCUUGUGAUGUAGCUUUUGUUGCACUAUUUUCGAGUGAGCCACAUGGUUAUGAAGAAGUUGGAAAACAGGAGAUCUGGCAAAAAGCAAUGGAUGAGGAGAUCAUGAGUAUCCUGAAAAAACAACACAUGGGAGCUGGUUAAUCUUUCGAAAGGAAAGAAUUUGAUUGGGGUGAAUUUGGUCCAUAAGACCAAACUCAACGAAGAUGGUUCAAUCAAAAAACACAAAGCUCGAUUGGUUGCGAAGGGGUACUCGCAACAACCUGGAGUUGAUUUCAACGAGACGUUUGCACCGGUUGUUCGAAUGGAGACAUUUCGAAUCGUUCUAGCUCUUGUGGCACAAUCCGAGCUACCUAUACGUGAAGUCUGCAUUUCUUAAUGGUGAUUUACAAGAGGAGGUUUACAUUCAACAACUCGAUGGAUAUAUUGUUGAAGGAGAAGAAAACAAUGUCUACCGUCUCAAGAAGGCACUAUACGGAUUGAAGCAAGCUCCUUAUGCUUGGAACACCAAGAUUGAUGGAUAUUUUCAGAAGCUUGGUUUCCAUCAAAGUCCAAGUGAGGCCUCAUUAUACAUUGAUGAUUUGAUUUACAUGGGAACUAAUCUUGCUAUGGUGCAAGAAUUCAAAGAAAAUAUGAUGAGGGAAUUUGAGAUGACGAACUUGGGGUUAAUGAAUUUUUUUCUUGGAAUCUAAGUCUGACAACUGAAAGGAGAAACUUUCAUUUCACAAGAAAAAUUUCUUGGUGAGCUACAAGAAAAAUUUCAGAUGAGCAAUUGCAAGCCAAUCUCCACGCCUCUUGCCGUAAAUGAAAAACUAAGGCUAAAUGAUGAAGCAGACAAAGUUGAUGCAGGCAUGUUUAGAAGCUUGGUUGGGUCCUUGAUCUAUUUGACAAACACCAUGCAUGACAUUGUGUAUCCGGUGAGCUUGGUUUCAAGAUUUAUGCAUGAUUCUAGCAAUUUACAUUAUGUUGCUGCUAAAAGAUUUUACGAUAUCUUCAAGAAACAGGGAAUGUAGGGAUAAAAUAUGUUAAAGAGUGUGGAAACCCCAGUAGUAUUAGGCUUAGCCCAUUUGUAUAUCUUGUAUAGGAAACCCUAGUGCUCUAAAUAUAGCUAUAAAUAUAGCUUAUUGUAUAGCAUUUAACAUCGAGUAUAUGAAAUACAACAAUACUUUUCUACAUGGUAUCAGAGCCUAUAUGGGAAACAUUAGUUAGGGCACUGGUUUCCGGCGAACAUUUCCGACAUAAUUUCCGGUGUGAACAGUAGCUGCGAUUGGUGUUGGAGCACACUUCCGGUGGUGAACAUCUGAUCUACACCUACCGCCUUGCUCAGCAUACCAUCGCGGCCAACCACCCGGAAUAGUACCCGUACGGAGGCUACCACGCGUCCUCACGCGCCACCGCCCAUUCCCGCAGCUCACUAACAUAUUUGCAGAUCUACUCCAUUCUACUUAUCCGGAGAUCUCACAGCCGAUACCCUGAAGAUCUGGAUUUUCUGGCGACUAGGACAACAUAACACUAACACUCAUCGGACAACCUACGCGCCGCCCAGAUCGGUUGUACCGUCGCCGUCUCUCUGUCCGCCUCUGCCACUGUUUUGUUACGCCGUGUUCACCACUCCCAAGCUAUAUUUUUCUUAACCUCUGCGUCGUCACUCCAUCUUCCCAGGCUGUUGUUCUGCAAUUCCGCUGCUGUGUUGCUGCCUUGGGAAGUUGUUACUACUGCACUGCUCUAUUAAUUAGACACUGGUGCACUAUUUGAUGUUUAAGUGCACUAUUUGAUGUUUAAUUGCUGAUGCACUACUUCAUAUAUUUAAAUUAUUUCUGUUAUCCUUAACAAAAACAGUAAACAACAAAACAGUAAACAAAAAAAGAAAGAAAAUGUCUUUUAUGAGAGCUAAAGGUGGAAACAACAAAGGAUGCUCGAGGCGAAAUCGUCCUAAAUGUGAUUUUUGUCAUAACAUUGGUCAUACUAAAGACAGGUGUUGGAAAUUACAUGGGAGACCUCCUCCCUCAGCCCAUGUUGCUCAGCUACCGCCAUCUCCCAUUGUUCUAUCACCGGAAGAAUAUGCAGCAUAUCAACGAUUUAAGUUGACUAAUAUGCCUUUAUCCACACCCGGGUUGUCUACUGCUUGUGUUUCAAACUCAACAUGCUCAUGGAUCGUUGACUCAGGUUCCUCAGACCAUAUUUCUGGACCGUUGUACGGGGAAAACGAUUGGCGUCGGACAUGAAUCUCAAGUGUUGCAAAUUUGGGAACCACAGAUUCACACGGUAACAGACUCCCCAUCAAAUGAAAGUUUUGUCCAUGAAGCUUAAAUAUUGGAGGGGAUUUUCCGUCAUGCAAGGUGGAAUCAAUUUUUCCACCCAAAGAUGUGAAGGAGAACAUAUUAUUGUAUGAACGAAUAUUUUUCAAAAAAUGUUUACUCCUUUCAUCUUGACCCAUAAAAAGAUUUUCAAUAAAUAAUGGAGGCCUUUUUAUGAGCGGUAGUUGUAUUUUCCCUUGCAAACAACACCCAGAAUACUUUGGAUUUUUUGCCUUAUAAUAAGCAGCUUAUCUCUCCUCAUACCAAAAUAAGGCUCCGCAAAAGCUACAAACGAAAGAAGGAUCCCCAACAUCCCAAUACCCUAAAAAUAUGCAAAAAAUGUCAAGCACAAAAAGGAGGUUUAAAUAUAAUGAAUAGACUAUUUGAAUUACCAAUUUAAUUAUAUUAAUAUUAUAAGAUUGAGAUUUGAUGAUAAAAUUACCAGUUGGAACAUUAUUGAAAUCACCAUCUUCGUCAACAUCACUGUCAUUUAAGUUGGAUUGAUUGACUGUUUGCAUAUCUAAUUCCAUUGCAUGCGCAUUCUGGAACGGUGA
Messenger RNA from Cuscuta europaea, 4797 nucleotides. Lineage: Eukaryota; Viridiplantae; Streptophyta; Magnoliopsida; Solanales; Convolvulaceae. The record is from the annotation of a GenBank genome assembly.